AUGCAGCAACGAGGGGAUCGAACCCCAGAGCCGGGAACUCCACCUCGCCCGCCUUAUUCCCCGGUGACACCCGUGUUUGCUCAUCUCGCCCCAGUCCCUUCCAAUGAGCCAUCAAUCGUACCGCCACCUGCAUCCCCCUCUCCAACAUCGCACCUCCCUUCACAGACAUAUGGCCACUAUUCACACCCUACGCCUCCGCCUAAUCCACCCGUUUUUCAGCCCCGACCGCCUCCUGUCCCUAUCUCCGAGAGCGAGAAUCCAGAUGCCAUCGCGCUGCGUUCCGCCAUCUCAAUCCUGCAAAUGCAGAAACAGCAAAGCUUGCGCGAUAUCCAAGCAUUAGAUCGCAUGAAACAGGCCGCUGCCGCUGAUCCAGAGGGGUUUGCACACGAGCUGGCAGCAGGUCGGUUGAAAAGCGAGGAUCAUGGAGCUGUGAUCCAGUUCUCCGAGGACGAUGCGGGGGACGAUGAAGAUAGUGAAAAUGAUUCAAAGCGCACGAAUGCAGAUGGCUCGCCCGCUUCGAAUUUCGGCAAUAUCCCUGUUCCGCAGAAUAUUGUCCGUAUGCCCCCGAUCAACUGGGCCAAAUAUCAGGUUGUCGGAGAACCGCUUGAUCGCAUGCACGAAGAGCAAUUACGUCGACCGAGCUCUGGGGAACCAGGACGAGGGCGCGCGCCGGAACAUGUCUUGGCGUCGCCGUAUCGGCCGCUGGUAGAUCAGUUAGAAGGACCGCUGAGGCUCGGCCGUCCUAGCAAGACGAAAAAGACCUGA
Penicillium griseofulvum is the source of this 765-nucleotide messenger RNA. RefSeq lists its product as uncharacterized. The coding region runs from base 1 to 765 and encodes 254 amino acids. Lineage: Eukaryota; Fungi; Ascomycota; Eurotiomycetes; Eurotiales; Aspergillaceae. The record is from RefSeq and is a predicted model, not a curated record. The transcript has a single exon.